This is a messenger RNA of Phlebotomus argentipes, 1644 nucleotides long. Its product is annotated as GPI mannosyltransferase 3-like. NCBI's taxonomy places the organism in Eukaryota, Metazoa, Arthropoda, Insecta, Diptera, Psychodidae. Gene Ontology annotation, cellular component: endoplasmic reticulum membrane. The coding region runs from base 50 to 1606 and encodes 518 amino acids. The record is from RefSeq and is a predicted model, not a curated record. Gene Ontology annotation, molecular function: alpha-1,2-mannosyltransferase activity. The transcript has a single exon. Gene Ontology annotation, biological process: GPI anchor biosynthetic process.
AGGAGCUUCUUCUGUUAGUUCUUUCCUGUUUUGCCACUUCCUGGCAACCAUGAAGGGCGUGUGGGUAUUCUUCCUUCUGCUGACACUGCGCCUCUCGUCUGUGCUGCUCGUGAAGACUUCCUACGUGCCGGAUGAGUACUGGCAGAGCCUGGAAGUUGCGCACAGGCUGGUUUAUGGUUACGGAUACUUGACGUGGGAGUGGACGCAGGGCAUCCGGAGCUACAUGCAGCCCCUACUGAUUGCGGUAUUAUACAAAGUACUGGAUCUCUUCCAUGUGGAGUGCGUCUUCGCCCUGACGCUCCUGCCGCGAGUGCUACAAGCCCUCCUGAGCGCUUACGCAGAUUGGCGGUUCUACAAUUGGUGUCAGGGAUCUAAAUGGUCUCUGUUUGUCAUCACCACAUCCUGGUUCUGGUUCUACACUGGCUCCCGAACGAUCAUCAACACUGUCGAGGCGUCGCUGACCACAAUUGCGCUCAGCUUCUUUCCCUGGCGCGGCGAAAGCGCUCUAUAUCUGUGGCUCGUCGGUCUGCUCGCCUUCAUCAGACCCACAUCGGCUGUGCCUUGGAUUCCUCUGUGUCUGCACCAUCUGCGACACUCCCGAAUCCCCGUGAUGCGUCUCUUGGUGACGCAAUAUCUUCCCGUGGGACUGAUUAUGGGUGCUCUGACCACGGCAGUUGACUCUGUGUGCCACGGAUCGCUUGUCUUCACGCCGCUGCGCUUCUUCAAGCUCAACGUGUGGCAGAACAUUGGCAGUUUCUACGGAAGCCAGCCCUGGCAUUGGUAUUUAUCUACGGGAUUGCCUGCCGUGCUGGGCAUUGCAACAAUUCCAUUCAUCCUGGCCAUUGUGGACAGUCUGAAGAAAGUCUCAAUCGGCGAUUCCAGGCGCCUGAUCCUAGUCAUCUCCAUUGGCACAACGCUGGUGGUCUUCAGUGCGCUGCCGCACAAGGAAUUCCGCUUCAUCCUGCCUAUUCUGCCCAUGUGCCUCUAUUUAAGCGCUGAUCACUUGAGUCACUGGAGUCACAAGGCCAGCAAUCGCACUCUCUGGGCCGCAGCACUGACUCUACUCGUGGGCAGCGCUCUUCCGGCUGCGUAUUUGGGACAGUAUCAUCAGCGAGGCACCGUUGAAGUGAUGCCGGUGCUGGCGAAGAUCGCAAGAGAGCAUAAAACAGCCAACUUCCUUUUCUUGAUGCCUUGCCACUCGACGCCUCUGUACAGUCACAUCCACGCCAAUGUGACGCUGCGUUUCCUCACCUGCGAACCCAAUCUCACCGAUGAUCCUGGCUAUGAGGAGGAAGCCGAGGCUUUUUAUCGCAAUCCCAGCGCCUGGCUGGACGCCAAUGUUCCCGCGUAUCCGCCCAGCGAAACGCCUUCUCACGUUGUUCUCUUCGACUCGCUAAAGCCCAAGAUUCUGGAAUUCUUGGGCAAGUAUCGCGAGACGCACUCAUUCUUCCAUGCACAUGUGCUCCUCUCUGAUCGAGUGGGCAAGUAUGUUCUUGUUUAUGAGAGAAGGGAUCAGAAGACUGAAAAACCUCACAAAGAAACACACAAGAAGGCCAAGAAAGAGCUUCCUGUUGAGGAUUUGGAAGCGCGGAAUAGUGAAUUAUAAUAAUAGUACAAGAAAAGAAUUAAAAGCACAAUUUUUAG